Messenger RNA from Meloidogyne enterolobii, 632 nucleotides. NCBI's taxonomy places the organism in Eukaryota, Metazoa, Nematoda, Chromadorea, Rhabditida, Meloidogynidae. The record is from the annotation of a GenBank genome assembly.
UUUUUGAUAUUUUGGGGUUGGGUCUCCAUAAACGACUAAUCAAAAAAUUAAAAAAAAUUUUUGUCAACACUUUUCGGCAUCAAAAAAUGUUUUCUGUCAACUGCAGAAAACAUUCGACUGUCAGAAAAUUAAAUAAUUUUGGUUUUAAAAAACAGCUAACGAAUCUAAAAAUUCAGCAUAAACGAAAGAGAUUUAGCAGAAUUGAAAAAGAAAUGAAAAUGGAAGAAAAAGAACCUACAAUUAAAGAAUUGCUUGAAGAAAUGAAGGAAGAAAUGAAGAAAGAAAUGAAGGAAGAAAUGAAGAAACUUCAAACCGACUUGACCAAUAAAAUUGAUGAUGUGAAACAGCGUGUUCGCCAAUUGGGGUUCAGGGAUGAUUUGAACAAGAUUAAACGCCGCAUAAAACGCACACGCCGUCGUGUUAAAAGUCUGUCUGACCGUUUUGAUGCUUUGCAGCUUAAUCGUAAUGUGGCGAAUCAAGCUCCUGUUGUGCGUGCUCCUGUCAAUAACGAGGGAGACAAUGGUGUUGUUGAUGUUCAUUUGGACGAUGAUGAUAACCUUGGUGGACAUAAUGGUGGAGGACUCAAUUAGAAUUUGAAUUGGAAAUUUAGGAGUGAUUUUUAAAAAAUAUAU